AUGGCCACCCCCAUUGUCCUAGCUUUUGACGCUGAGGGUAGAGCCAUUGACUUUGCAGUCUGGAUUGAAGACCUGCAGCAGUACUUACUGUGUGAUGCGAUAGAUGAGGUCUCUCUCUUUGACUUUGUCUCUGGAGCUAUCCCUGCCCCUCCUGCUGAUGCUGACCCCGCCGUUCGCUCCAAGUGGGCGACCCGCGAUGCUGCUGCACGUCUUGCUGUGCGUCGCCACCUCCCUUCCUCCGAGCGUGCCCACUUUAGUCAGUGCAAGACCGCUCAGGCCUUGUACGACGCUGUCGGGUGUUCUCCUUCCCCCCUGCUGCCCUCUGUCGCCUCUGCCGCUGCGGCCGACCUCGCUGGUUUUGAGUCGGUCGGUGCGGCGUCUGCCCCCAGCGGUAGACGCCGCAAUGGCAAGGGCAAAGGGGGCAAGGGAGCGGGUGGAGCUAGAGGGGGCGGUGGCGGGGGAGGUGGGGGUGGCGGGGGGAGUGGGGGUGGCGGUGGAGGUGGUGGCGGGAGUGGAGGUACUAGUGGAGGCGGUGGAGGCGGAGGUGGCGGCGGAGGAGGUAGCGGAGGAGGCGGGGGUGAGGGUGCCGGUGGGGGCGGUGGCGGUGGAGACGGGGGUGGCGGUGGAGGUGGGGGUGGCGGUGGCGGCGGGGGUCGGGGUGGCUCGUCUCAGCGGAGCAGCUCUGGGGGUGGUCAGCGCCAGCAGCUGCAGCAGCAGCAGCGCUCUCGCACCGUCCCCGCCCCUCAGCAGCUCCGUGAGUGGUACUUGCAGCGUCAGCGUGGUGGUGCGUUUGGUCCCUGCCCCUACGUUCUUCGCACCGGCGACCGUGCGGGGGAGAGGUGUGGAGGCACCCACACAGCCUGCCGCUGCUUUGGCCGCCUGACCGACGCCUGGCGUCAGCAGUUUCCGGAGGCCGCUGAGAUCCCCCGCUGGGGGGAGCUGUCUAGGGCUGGUGUAGCCAUUUAUGAUCUUGACUUUGAUGCUAUUCUUUCUGCUAUGUAUGCUGUGACUGGUAGUGAUGAGGAUGACUGUUACCGGUGUUUCCCGCCCGACCCGGGCAUUGGUACUGCUGCGUCAGGUACUCGUGAGGCUGCUGCUCUAGGUGCCAGUGCGUCUGUGCUCUCAGGUACUGGUGAGUCUGCCCUCUCAGGUACUGUGUCGGCUUCGGCCUCUCACACCUUCACCCUUGACUCUGGAGCGUCUCGCUCCUUCUUUCGGGACCGCACCACUCUCACGCCGCUGAGUCGGCCGGUUGCGGUGUCCCUGGCUGACCCCUCUGGGGGGCCUGUCCUGUCUCGCUUCUCCACGGUCCUUCCGUGUCCGGCGGCCCCCUCUGGCACCCUGUCUGGUCUCUACCUCCCCUCGUUCUCGACGAACCUGGUGAGUGGUGCUGACCUACAGGAUGUGGGUGUCCACCAGUUCACUCCUGCUCGUCAGCGGGUGACACACUGCACGGAGGCUAGCACAGGUCGCCACCUGGCUACGUGUUUGCUGCAGCGUCCAGGUCUGGCCCUGAGUCUGCCCCCUGUUCGUGUCGUCGUCUGUCUCACGAGACCCUCCUCUGGCACCACCGCCUUGGCCACCCCUCUCUGCUUCGGCUCAGAGCGUGCUGCCCCUCACUCCUCCCAGUUUCCUCCGACAGAGGCCCCGUUGCAGACGCUUCACAUGGACGUGUGGGGCCCAGCCCGCGUCCUUGGACAGGGUCAGGAGCGCUACUUCCUGCUCGUUGUUGACGACUACUCGCGUUACACCACAGUCUUCCCCUUGCGCAGCAAGGGUGAGGUCACUGAGGUGCUGAUCGACUGGAUCCGCGCAGCUCGUCUUCAGCUCAGGCAGAGCUUUGGCUCCGACUUUCCUGUGUUGCGUCUGCACUCGGACAGAGGCGGAGAGUUCUCCUCUGCCCUUCUACGUACCUACUGUCGUGCGCGAGGCAUCCGCCAGUCCUUCACGCUUCCGGACUCUCCGCAGCAAAAUGGGAUUGCUGAGCGCCGCAUUGGCAUGGUCAUGGACGUCGCCCGUACGUCCAUGAUGCAUGCGGCUGCCCCCCAUUUUCUGUGGCCGUUUGCGGUCAGGUAUGCAGCGCAUCAGAUCAACCUCCACCCCAGGGUCUCCAGGCCGGAUACCUCCCCAGCCCUGCUGUGGACGGGGAAGGUUGGCGAUGCGUCUGCGUUCCGGGUCUGGGGAUCUAGGGCGUUUGUCCGCGACCUGACUGCGGACAAGCUGUCCCCUCGCGCUUCUCCCUGCGUCUUCCUGGGGUUCCCCCCCGACGCCCUUGGGUGGCAGUUCUACCACCCCACCUCUCGACGUGUUCUGUCCUCCCAGGACGUCACGUUCGACGAGUCAGUACCCUACUACCGCCUCUUCCCCUACCGCACUCCUUCCCUCCCCCCGCCCCCGCUCUUCUUGGUACCAGGUCCCCCCCCGGUUGACCCCCUCCCCCCUCAGGGUCCUGCCCCUUCAGGUGUGUCCCAGGUAGACGCGGUCGAGCCUGUCGAGGUUACUGGUGACUCUGGUGCUGCUGCGGGUGCUGAGCUUGGGGGUGCUGAGCCUGGGGGUGCUGAGCCUGGGGGUGCGGAGUCUGGGGGUGCUGAGCCUGGGGGUGCUGAGCCUGGGGGUGCUGAGCCUGGGGGUGCGGAGUCUGGGGGUGGUGAGCCUAGGGGUACUGAGCCUGGGGGUGCUGAGCCUGGGGGUGCUGAGCUUGGGGGUGCUGUGCCUGGGGGUGCUGUGCCUGGAGGUGCUUCGUCUCGCCGUGAGCCACUCUCCCCACAGGAGCUGCGUGAGUGGUUUGCCAGGCGCUGGAGGCGUACUGCUGGUGCUGGAGGUUCUUCGCCUGCAGAGGGUGCCACUGCCGCGGGUCCCGGAGGUGCUCGUCUUGGGAGUACUGGAGCUGCUGGGUCUGAGGUUUCUCCUGGAGCUGGUGCAGCUGAGGGUGUUGGCACUGGGACUGCCGCUGGCGGUCCGCCUGGCAGUGCUCCUGGUGGUGCUGCUGGAGGUUCUGGAGCUACUGGAGGUGCUGCUCGAGGUGCUGCUGGAGCGGGUACUCCUGCUGGGGGUACUAGUUCUGUCCCUGCUGUUUCUGGCGUCGCCGCGCGGCCCCGACCGUACUUCGUUCCGCUCCUGCAGCAGGUUCUUGGUCUUACACCUUCUCCUGGUCCUCCUCCUCCUCCCUUAGAGGGUCCGCGGCCUGUCCAGUCACAGCCACCGCUACAGCCUGCCUCCCCUUUGCCUGCUCCUUCUCCCUACGCUGGUCCGACUGGAGGUCUUACUGAGCGUCGUGAGCCUGCGUCUCGUCCUGCGUCGCCUGUUCGUACUGCGCGCGCUAGUGGUCGCGGGUCGCGUCAGCGUCCUCCUCCUGUCCCUGGCACGCACCGGAUGUCACUGCGUCCGUCCACUGCUCCUCUGCGUGCCCCUUUGCCUUCUCCUCCUGCUUCCUCUCUUCCUGCACUUGCCGACCCGGAGUCGGACUCUCUUCGUGCUGCCGGUCCUACUGUCACGCGUCUCCUUGCUACUGCUGUCACUGACCCUUCCUUCGAGUCGUCUGCUGCGUCUGCCCUUGUCACUGAGCUUGUCGACUUUGCUGCGCGCUGUCGUCUAGACUACGCUGCCAGUCUUGUCGCUGAGUCUGAGUCUGCCUGUCCUCCGUCCGUCGGGGGUGAGUGUGCCCUUGGCACGGACGUCCUUGAGGACAGGCAGGAGGAGUUCCAGUGUCUGGCCGCCGCUUCACCUCAUCUCGCGUCUGUACUGCUAGCCCCUGAGGGAGACCCGGAUGCACCAGACAUCCCGACUCCGCGCUCUUACGCGGAGGCGAUAGAGGGUCCCUACUCCUCUCAGUGGCAGGCAGCUGUGGAUGCAGAGAUGGCUUCCUGGAAGUCCACAGGCACCUACGUUGGCGCUGUUCCCCCUCCUGGGGCGAACAUAGUCAGUGGCAUGUGGAUUUUCAGGGUGAAGCGGCCGCCGGGUUCUCCGCCUGUCUUCAAGGCGCGUUACGUGGCUCGUGGCUUCAGUCAGCGGCAAGGGGUUGACUACUUUCAGACCUUCUCCCCCACCCCGAAGAUGACCACUCUUCGGGUUGUACUGCACGUUGCUGCUCACCGUGACUACGAGCUCCACUCUCUCAACUUCAGCACCGCUUUCUUGCAGGGCAGCCUGCACGAGGAGAUCUGGCUGCGUCGCCCACCUGGCUUCACUGGGUCUUUCCCUCCUGGUACCCAGUGGAGCCUCCGGCGUCCAGUCUACGGUCUCCGCCAGGCGCCACGUGAGUGGCACGACACACUGAGGACUACGCUCGCGGCACUUGGGUUUGCUCCUUCUACUGCCGACCCGUCGCUGUUUCUGCGCACCGACACCUCGCUGCCGCCGUUCUACAUCCUCGUGUACGUCGACGACUUGGUCUUUGCCACAGCUGACACUGCUGGACUCGCCUAUGUGAAGUCCGAGCUGCAGAAGAGACACACGUGCACUGACCUGGGUGAACUGCGUAGCUACCUUGGCUUGCAGAUCACCCGGGACAGAGCACGCCGCACCAUUACCCUGACUCAGUCACACAUGGUGCAGCAGGUCCUUCAGCGCUUCGGCUUCACGUACUCCUCGCCUCAGGCCACUCCUCUGCCUACUCGCCACUCGCUCUCAGCUCUGCCUUCGGAUGAGUCCGUAGAGUCGAGUGGCCCGUUUGCGGAGCUUGUUUGCUGCCUCAUGUACCUGAUGACCUGCACACGACCUGACCUUGCAUACCCUCUUAGCAUUCUCGCACGCUAUGUUGCUCCUGGGAGACACCGACCAGAGCACAUGGCUGCAGCGAAGAGGGUGUUGCGCUACCUGUGCAGUACGUCGGGCAUGGGGCUAGUGCUUGGAGGGCGCAGUCCAGUGGUCCUCACUGGGCACGCAGACGCUUCUUGGGCUGACGACCAGGCUACGCAGCGGUCGUCACAGGGUUACACCUUCAGCCUUGGUUCCGGCUCUGUUUCGUGGCGGGCUACCCGCUCGUCUUCUGUUCUCGGCUCCAGUUGUGAGGCUGAGAUCUACGCUGGGGCUAUGGCUGCACAGGAGUUACGCUGGCUCACCUACCUGCUGACCGACCUUGGAGAGCAGCCUCGUUCUCCUCCAGUCCUGUACGUAGACAACAAGGCCAUGCUGGCCUUGUGUCGAGAGCAGCGACUGGAGCACAGAACGAAGCACAUUGUUCUCCGCUACUUUCUUGCUCGUGAGCUACAGCAGCGUGGACAGUUGCGACUUGCGUACGUGGCCUCUGAGGCCAACACUGCUGAUGUCUUCACCAAGGCACUUGCGCCUUGUGAUCAUCAGCGUUGUUGCACGCAGUUGGGUCUUAUGCCUGUCUUGCCUCACUUGCUCUCCUCUUGA
This is a messenger RNA of Closterium sp. NIES-65, 5358 nucleotides long. The record is from the annotation of a GenBank genome assembly. NCBI's taxonomy places the organism in Eukaryota, Viridiplantae, Streptophyta, Zygnematophyceae, Desmidiales, Closteriaceae.